Molecule: messenger RNA, 829 nt
Organism: Jatropha curcas
Lineage: Eukaryota; Viridiplantae; Streptophyta; Magnoliopsida; Malpighiales; Euphorbiaceae
Source: RefSeq, a predicted model, not a curated record
AUGGAGAACAGGAAGGUGAAGAGGAAAGUAGAGGAAGAAGUGGAAGAUAAGUUUCCAAAACACCAAAACAUAAGAUGCUGUUUACUGUGCUUUGAACGCAAGAUUGCCCUUCUUCCAAUCCCCUGCAUGCCAAGGGCGUUUAAGGGUCUCGUUACCGAUGCGAACAAUCUUGUUCCUAAAAUCCUUCCUAGGUCGUUGAGCAUCGAGACUGUUCAAGGAAAUGGAGGAUUGGAACUAUUAAGAAGACUUACACUCCACGAGCGAAACGAAUUGAAGUCGUUCAAACAAAAAGUAGACAAUUAUGACCCACAGAAACUAUGUAUACGAGAUACAGUAUAUACGAAAGGAGAACCAUCGAUUGAUGGAAUAGAGGAAAAGUCACAGUUUGGAAUAGACAAUAGAGGGUUUCCAGGUGAUGGAGGAUCUGUUGUCCAUGUUAGGUUUUCAAAAACCUAUCCAAAGGGUAAUAAUGCUGCGCUCCUUCAAGGACGCGUUGACGUCACAAACAAAAAAGCUUCGCAGGAAUGCGUUCAGGCCAUUGAAACAGUACCUGUGGCAAAUCCUAAUGCCUACUAAUUCCAUGUAAUUUCAAAUUUGAAGGCAUGUGGGCUAUGGUUGUUAUCUUAUGCUUUUUCUGUUUCUUUUUUUGUUUUUUUUUUUUUUUAAUUUCCUGUUCAGACCAAAAUAAAUAUAGAUUAUCUAGUUUUGGUCUGAUAAUAAAAGCUUGGAUGUUAUGUUAAAUGGGUGCUUGAAUUGCACCAUACUAUUGUAAUCAGGUUUCAAUCAUAUUCCUUUGAAAUUAAUUAUGGAAGCCUUUCGUUCUUAUCCA